Messenger RNA from Cornus florida, 1158 nucleotides. RefSeq lists its product as uncharacterized. Bases 1 to 1158 code for a protein of 385 amino acids. Lineage: Eukaryota; Viridiplantae; Streptophyta; Magnoliopsida; Cornales; Cornaceae. The transcript has 3 exons. The record is from RefSeq and is a predicted model, not a curated record.
AUGGCACUGAACACAGAGAAUGAUCCUUUGAUGUGCAAAUGUUUUCCUACAAGCUUAGCUGGACCAGCGCUUAACUGGUUUAAGAACCUGCCGAGGGGCUCAGUGGACAGCUUCCGUAGCUUGUGUGAUUGGUUCAUAAGCCAAUACUAUGGGAAUAAACGAUCGGCAAAAGAUAUCUCUAGCUUGUUCACUAGGAAGCAGCAUGACGAUGAGCGUCUCCAAGCUUUUCUUACCAGUCUGGUGGUGAACACGCCGAAGACACUAGACGAGUUGAAUGAAAGAGCAGAUGGUUUCGUACGCCUGGAAAAGAAAGAAGCAGCUAAUGCUAGGAAAACAUCUAUCAUCUCCACGGAAGAGAAGUCCAAAGCGAAGACACGGCAGAAGCAAGUUCCUACGCCGCGUCAGACUUCCUGGAAGGCAGAGAAGAGACCUAGGGAGGAUGACUUGAUUACUCCACUCAAAGUUACACUGGCAAGGCUAUACCAAGAGAACAAAGAUAAGAACUUAAGGAGACAAGUAGAGAUGCUGAUCGCUAGGGGAGAGUUUGUAGGGUAUGUUCAUGGACCAGCCCAAGAGCAGAAUCGACCAAUUGAGCAAGUCAAAAGAAAUCAAAAGCCGAAUCACCAUAACAUUCAGCCCGUUCGAAUUAUAAAUGUCAUUCAUAGUCGACCUGAACGAGCUGAAAAGUCCGAAGAAUUGACUCAAACGCGUCUUCGACAAGCACAGAUGAAGAGACGAAUAGGCAGUGUCAACACUCUACAUCAACAAAGCUCAACAACGCCAAUAAAGUUUGAUAAGACAGACCUGAUGCGAGUUCAGAUUCCUCAUGAGGACCCUUUUGUUGUCAGUUUGACAAUGGUUGAGUGUUUAGUACGGAGAGUGCUAAUUGAUCCGGGAAGUAGUGCAAAUAUUAUGCCAAGGGUCACUUUUGAUCGCCUAGAAAUCAAUCCAAAGGAGCUAAAGUCUACUAGAAACCCACUGUUGGGGUUUAAUGGCAAACGGGUAGAACCAAUCGACACAGUGGAGUUGAUGGUCCGCGCAGCUGAAAGAAAACUUGUCGAAAGUUUCAUGGUGGUAGAGAUCCAUCCCUCCUACAAUCUGCUGAUGGGGAGGGGAUGGAUCCAUAGGGUACAAGGAGUCCCAUCGACCCUACAUUAG